Parnassius mnemosyne (clouded apollo) is the source of this 558-nucleotide messenger RNA. NCBI's taxonomy places the organism in Eukaryota, Metazoa, Arthropoda, Insecta, Lepidoptera, Papilionidae. The record is from the annotation of a GenBank genome assembly.
AUGGCUCCGCCACCUGCGGUGCCGGAAGCGGACCACCAGGACGACGACGACGGCAUCCCGGAAGGGACCGGGGUAGACCUGAGAGUGGCGGUACGUAGGCUCAAGGCCCGGAAUACCGCCCCAGGACCCGAUGGCUUGCCUGGCAAAGCCUGGGUCCUGGCCUCGGAGGCUCUCGGGCCCCGACUGGAGGGGCUCCUAAGCGCAUGCUUGGAGAGAGGCCAAUUCCCGCUUCGUUGGAAGACGGGGAAGAUGGUCCUCAUUCGGAAGCCGGGGCGCCCUGCGGACUCUCCGUCCGCAUACCGGCCCGUGGUGCUGCUCGACGAGGUGGGCAAGCUCUUUGAAAGAGUCAUUGCAAACCGCCUCGCCGAGCACCUUGCGGGGACGGGGCCGGAUCUUGCGGAACACCAGUUUGGUUUCCGCAAGAGGCGCUCUACGGUGGACGCCAUCAUGCGCGUGAGAGCCCUCACGACGGGGGAUGCAGUGGUCAGGGGGGGUUGUUUUGGCUGUGUCUCUCGACAUCGCCAACGCCUUCAACUCCAUGCCCUGGAGCUGCAUUAG